AUGGGCUCCGCGAAUCCUAAAUUCGUCUCCUACAUCUCUCCUACAUUUUUACCGAAGCCUUUUUUUGUCUCAGUUCAUUCUACCAACCCCCACAAGAAAUACAAAUUGAACAUGCCCGCGACAUCGCGCAUUCGGCUUGAGUUCACAUCCAUUUCGGUAUCGGCUGUUGCGUACACAUCCCGCUUCGCACAAAGAAUAUCGCACACCAACCACCACGCGGAUGGAAACACAAAUUUGCCCGACGGAUUGCAACCUGUUUACUGCCACCUGGCCUUUCUUAGAUCAAAAGCAAUGCCACAAUCGUCCUUUGACGGUGCAUAA
This is a messenger RNA of Histoplasma mississippiense, 321 nucleotides long. RefSeq lists its product with no specific name. NCBI's taxonomy places the organism in Eukaryota, Fungi, Ascomycota, Eurotiomycetes, Onygenales, Ajellomycetaceae. The transcript is spliced from 2 exons. The coding region runs from base 1 to 321 and encodes 106 amino acids. The record is from RefSeq and is a predicted model, not a curated record.